Schistocerca cancellata (South American locust) is the source of this 825-nucleotide messenger RNA. RefSeq lists its product as uncharacterized. NCBI's taxonomy places the organism in Eukaryota, Metazoa, Arthropoda, Insecta, Orthoptera, Acrididae. Bases 55 to 429 code for a protein of 124 amino acids. The transcript is spliced from 3 exons. The record is from RefSeq and is a predicted model, not a curated record. Gene Ontology annotation, biological process: sleep; regulation of synaptic transmission, cholinergic; positive regulation of voltage-gated potassium channel activity.
GAUAAGCGGCCAGCCGCGGCGGCAGCCGGGGAGAGAGGCGGAGGCAGUGCCGCCAUGGCCCGCUGCCAGACGCUGCCGCUGCUCCUCGCACUGGCCGCCUGCUUCUGCUUCCUGCCGGGCGGAGCGGCGCUGCGGUGCUACCACUGCUACUCCAGCGAGGUCUCCGCGUGUGGCGACCCGUUCGUUCCCGGCAGCUUUCCUCUCGUCGACUGUUCGCACCCUCAACAGAUGUGCGCCAAGAUUACCUACUACGCAGAGUCGCGGGACUGGGUGGAGAGACGGUGUGCCUUCAUGGGGGGCUCUGGGGCGUGGCGCAGUGGCCACGUGUACACGUGUGGCGAAGACGGCUGCAACGUGGCGGGCCGCGCCUCUGGGCAGGCUCUGCUGCUGCUGUUGCUUCUGCUGAUGGCGGCAGUCACUGCCUGGUGACCGCAUCAACGAUGCUGCACAGACCACAUCAACGAUGCUGCACAGACCACAUCAACGAUGCUGCACAGACCACAUCAACGAUGCUGCACAGACCACAUCAACGAUGCUGCACUGACCUCAUCAAUGAUGCUGCACAGACCAAUUCUGUCUCCAGCUGGCAGCAGCCACUUUAUGUUCUAGAUGUGGUGAUGAACACAACUGAGAAAUAAUGGCAUCGAAGAAUGAACUAGUCUUCUCUCCUGAUGGAUCUGGGAUAUCAUGCACUACAUGUGUGAAAAGUGCGUCACAGUUUAACAGUGAUCAUUACCAUUAUACAUUUUUGUUACAUUUGUUUUAUUUUUAAUACACUAUGUACUGAACAAAACAGAAAUAUAGUAUUUCGUGUUUGUAAACAUA